UUUUUUUUUUCUUUUUUCUUUUUUCUUUUUUAAGGGAAGCCAGUAGUAGUUUCCGGAAUUCCAAGUUAGGACCAUACCCGCGAGCGAAAAGAUAAUACCCAAAUUCCGAACAAACAUUGAAGUGGCGUAGGAUUCUUCUUUCCCAAAAUCUCUGCAAAGUAGUCCGAAGCAAUUCUCAAUCGGAAGAAGAAGAAGAAAAUGGGGAAGCAACCGGUGAGAAUGAAGGCGGUGGUGUACGCGCUGUCGCCGUUCCAGCAGAAGGUGAUGUCGGGCCUCUGGAAGGACCUUCCCGGCAAGAUCCACCACAAGAUCUCCGAGAACUGGAUCAACGCCGUCCUCCUCGUCACCCCUCUUGUUGGCACCUACACGUAUGUCCAGAUUUACCAGGAGAAAGAGAAGUUGGCGCAUAGGUACUGAAGGCUUGGUUUCACUUUCAGCGGAAUGUAGCUCAGACUUUCUCUUAUGUAGCUGCAACUUUGUGUGCCAUUAUAGAUUAUCUUACUGGUUUCUUUCCUUUCUUUUUUUUUUUUUUUGGUUACAUAGACCAUGAUUUUGCCUAUUUUCCACUAGAUAUGAGUUAAGUAACCAAAUUGGAAUAAUGUCUGAAUGUGGAUGUUUUUGUAAUAAAUAUUUAGGUUUCCCUAUCGUUGGAUAAUUUG
Molecule: messenger RNA, 659 nt
Organism: Morus notabilis
Lineage: Eukaryota; Viridiplantae; Streptophyta; Magnoliopsida; Rosales; Moraceae
Product: cytochrome b-c1 complex subunit 8
Exons: 2
Coding region: 199-417 (72 amino acids)
Biological process (GO): mitochondrial electron transport, ubiquinol to cytochrome c
Source: RefSeq, a predicted model, not a curated record